AUGUCGUACGAAAUGAUGACGCCGGCCGUCGAAGAACCGCAACCCAUCUCGCGAACCUACCAGUACCGCAAGGUCAUGAAACCGAUGCUGGAGAGGAAGCGCCGAGCCAGGAUCAACAGGUGCCUGGACGAGCUCAAAGAGCUGAUGGUGACGGCGCUGCAAAGCGAGGGAGAAAACGUCUCGAAGCUGGAGAAGGCUGACAUCCUGGAGCUGACGGUGCGCCACUUGCACAAGCUGCGCAGACAGCAGAGGCUGUCCACCAACCCCGUGAUCGAUGCAGACAGGUUCAGGGCGGGGUACACGCACUGUGCCAACGAGGUCAGCCGUUGCUUAGCAGCCACCCCUGGGGUGGAUAUCCAGCUGGGCACCAAGCUGAUGACGCACUUGGGCCACAAGCUGAACGAGAUGGAUAAAGUGUCUCCGCUAGUAAUUCAAGUGUCUUCGCCCUACACGCCUCCAGGAUCGCCGUGUUUGGAGGGUGGGAUGAGCAACCCUUACGGGAUGCCCUUGACCCCGGCUUCCUCGAAUUCCUCGAGGUGUUCGCCCUCUCCUAGCCAGCCGAUGGAUUGUUCGACAGCGGGUUUGCUGAAGGUAGCGAAGAAAGAAGACGUCUGGAGACCAUGGUGA
Phaedon cochleariae (mustard beetle) is the source of this 627-nucleotide messenger RNA. NCBI's taxonomy places the organism in Eukaryota, Metazoa, Arthropoda, Insecta, Coleoptera, Chrysomelidae. The record is from the annotation of a GenBank genome assembly.